Messenger RNA from Sycon ciliatum, 5706 nucleotides. RefSeq lists its product as uncharacterized. NCBI's taxonomy places the organism in Eukaryota, Metazoa, Porifera, Calcarea, Leucosolenida, Sycettidae. The record is from RefSeq and is a predicted model, not a curated record. Gene Ontology annotation, molecular function: aspartic-type endopeptidase activity; nucleic acid binding; zinc ion binding. Bases 1 to 5706 code for a protein of 1901 amino acids. Gene Ontology annotation, biological process: proteolysis; DNA integration. The transcript has a single exon.
AUGCCGAAGAGAGCAGUGACGACCGCGACCGGCACGCAGAUCAUGCGCCGGGCCAAGAUCGCGCAGCUGCAAGGAUCCAUCGACGAACUCGUCAAAGAGGCCGAACUCCUUUUAUCGAAGGAAGGAGGUCAAAGGGCCGACGAGUUGUCGCCAGAACACGUGGACUCGGAUCCAAAAAAGCUAAGUACACUUGUGGAUUGUAUUGUUGAAGAAUUGUACGCAUAUGAUGAGGCGUGUGAUGCAUUGGCCAGUGUUUUGGACUCGGAGACUCUGGAGGGUUCAGAUGAGGCUCUGCAAACGGAGAUCUGCGAUGUGGUUGCGUAUUCGGUACGCAUCAGAGGGUCAAUUGUUGAAUGCAAGCGAUCUCCGCAGUACAGAGCCCAGACGAACCGUCCAGAAGCUGCUACUACUAGUACUAGCUCACCAAGUAGCACCAAGAGUACGGGCAGUGCGGGUAUCAAACAAGAAACUAGUAUGGUUGAUUUGUCCAGCAUCCAACAGUCAAUAGGAGAUCUUGUUCGUACGCAGUCUAUUACACAUAGUCAACACCAGCAAGUAUUACAGUCGCAAGAGGAUCUAAUCAAACAACACCAACUAGUCGUACAACACAUGCAAGCAUCAUCACCUCAACCACAACCAGCUCCCACAAGUUCAGUCAAUUUGCCCAAAUUUGAAAUACCAACAUUUUCUGGUGAUUUCCUGAAAUGGGCUGAGUUUCACGAUAUGUUUGUUGCGUCUAUUGAUGCGAAUCAAGGGUUGUCGGGUGUCCAGAAACUGUCGUACCUAAGAGAUCACGUAACGGGUUUGGCUCGGGAUGCCAUAGCUGGCUUGCCCAUAUCAGAUACCAACUACACAACCGCGCUUGACAUUCUCCGCAAACGUUUCGGGAAUGAUCAGCUUCGCGUCAAUGCACACUACACGGCAAUCAUGGACUUACCGCCUGCGUCCAACGCUACUCCAUCUUUGCGUAGGUUGCACGAUGCGUUGGAGGUGCACUUGCGAAGCCUCACAGCGCUUGGUGAGAAUGUUAAUCAGGCGGUGUUUGUGUCAAUGAUUACGAACAAAUUGCCACGCACCACGCUAGCGGCUUUGGAAUUAAAAAAGGGGCCACAAUCCUGGACCGUUUCGGACUUGCGCGCUGCAGUAGCCAACUUCAUAAUAGCGAAUGAAGCAGCAGAUCGCCUCAGCCAGCCACCGAAAAAAUCGCACGAAUCACCAUCUGCCAGUGCGUCCGGUCAAUCUCUUGUUGCCUCAGCUUCAGCUACUUCAAAAGCGAAGCCCAAGAGAGUGUGUGUUUUUUGCAGUUCGGAGGCACAUUUCUCUGACGAAUGCAAUAAGUACACUACAGUAGAAGCGAGGAAGAGCGUAGCUAAACAAAGGUGUUUCAAGUGUUUGCGAUCAGGCCACUCCGUGCACGAUUGCUCUAGCAAACGGCGGUGUUUCUAUUGCCACAAUCCUGCACACCACAGCAGCUUGUGUCCAGAUAAAUUCACUGCCGCAUCCACUCAGAGGCAAGCUUCCACUAUGAGCCCGAAUGCUCAGUCCUUCAAACCCAAGCCUGCCACGAGCACGGUCGCAAACGCCGAUCACCAGAUCAUGAUGCAAACUGCUGUGGCACCGUUUCUCUCCUCCAAGCUGAAGCCGAUCAAUGGCCGUAUUCUCUUUGAUACCGGCUCCACCAAGACAUACAUCACGCAAGCUUAUCGAGAUCAGCUCGAUUUGCCCACAAUCGGAAAUGAAACACUCUCCUUGGCUACAUUUGGGAACAACAAAAGAAAAAGUACCGUGUACGCCAAGGUGAGUUUGACCAUGCAGUGUAAGGAUGGGUCCACUCGUGCGAUUCAGGCCAGUGUACUUCCGAACAUAACCGCUCCAAUUGCGCGAUGUCCACUUGCUUCUUCUUUUCCUCUUCUACAGUCUCUGCCACUUGCAGAACCGCUCUCCAGCAGCGCAGAGCCCAUGGUCGUAGACGUCUUGAUUGGUCUCGAUCACUAUUAUGAUAUUAUCGGCAAGGACCGCACCGAACUAAGCGGUGGUCUGGUCUUGCUCGACUCCGUUCUUGGUUUUAUCUGUACCGGCAGUCUGCCUGUGCCUGCCACCACAGAGGCGCAGUCAUGUCUUGCUCAUCAAACAGACACGGACCCUGAAUUCGACCUCCGUAAGUUCUGGUCGACAGAGAGCUUGGGUACUUUUGACGAUACGUCGUCGCAAGAUCUUGUGGGCGAGCGCUUCGCCAACUCCAUCUCCUUUGCCGAGGGUCGGUACGCGGUGAGUUGGCCCUGGAGGGACUCACAUCCUCCUCUUCCGACAAACUACGGUCUGGCUUUCGGUCGCCUGAAGGCACAAGUGCGUCGCCUCGAAGCCCAUCCGGAACUUCUUGACCAGUACGAUACCGUGAUUCAAGACCAGCUUGACAGGGGCAUGAUAGAAGAUGUUCCUCGUGGUUUUACAACCAACCAGAUUCACUACCUUCCACACCAUUCAGUACUCAAACCUACUGCUACUACCACGAAGCUGAGGGUAGUGUAUGAUGCGUCCGCAAAAUGUUCCGAAAAACUCGCCAGUCUCAACGACUGCUUGCACGCUGGCCCCAAUCUUGUUCCAGACCUUUGCGGUAUUCUUCUUCGUUUUCGUCUUUCUCCGGUAGCCAUAAGUGGAGACGUAGAAAAGGCCUUUCUGCAGAUUGGUCUGCACUCACAUGAUCGUGACGUGACCCGCUUCCUAUGGCUGCACGAUGCAUCCAGCUCAGCUACUCCAGACAACAUACGACAACUUCGUUUCUGUCGUGUUCCGUUUGGCGUUGUCAGCAGUCCAUAUCUCUUGGCUGCCACUAUUCAGCAUCAUCUUAGCGCUGCUGAUACAACAGAUUCCGACCUAGUGUCUCGCAAUAUUUACGUUGACAACCUGUUCCUUGGUGCCAACUCUGGGACGGAGGCGAUUGCUAUCUAUGAUGCCACGAAGCGCCUCUUCAGUGUUGCGUCUAUGAAUGUUCGCGAGUGGUCUAGUAAUUCUGCAGAGUUUCUUAGCAGCAUUCCAGAACCAGACCGAGCCAAGGGUACUAUCCACAAGUGCCUCGGUAUGCUGUGGGAUACAGAACAUGAUACUCUACAUAUUGCACCUGUCAGUGCCGUAUCCAAGUCGGCCACAACGAAGCGGAGUAUCCUUCGACAUACUGCCCAAUUCUUUGACCCCCUUGGUCUCCAGUCUCCUGUUCUUGUUGGUGCGAAGAUUCUGCUUCAGGAUCUUUGGAAGCUGAACGUCGGCUGGGACGACGACCUUCCACAAGACAUCAUUUGUAGAUGGUGUGAUAUUGCGGCUCAACUUGAACUUGCUGCAUCAACGAAAUGUCCACGAUUCAUCAGUGCACCACGUGCCAGCGACGCUCGGUUUUCUCUCCACGUCUUCAGCGACGCAUCUGGGCUGGCUUACGGUGCCGUUGCUUACCUUACUACUACGUUUGACGAUCAACACACGUCGAACCUUCUAAUCAGCAAGUCCCGUGUUGCACCUGUUGCUUCACCUACCAUUCCACGUCUGGAAUUAAUGGCCGCGCUUCUCGGUGUUCGUCUGAUCCAAUUCGUCCGUCGGGAACUUCCGCUCACUUUCUCCUCUACCUUUCUAUGGUCAGACUCCACCACAGUUCUCCAUUGGCUGGCCUCUUCUGACAAACUACCUGUCUUCGUCAACAACCGUAUUGAUGCCAUUCGUGCGGUUCCCGAUGUUGCCUAUCGCUAUGUCCGCUCUGCCGACAAUCCCGCCGACUUGCCUUCACGCGGUGUCUCUGUUCCUUCCCUUCAAGCCAGCUCGCUAUGGUGGCACGGUCCACACUUCCUUGCCACUGCUGACCAUCACGCCGAGCCAGCACUUGAUCACCAUGUCAACGUUGCCGCUGGGGAGGGUCCUUCAAGCACUUCGGAGAUACCUGCACCUGUAUCACACCCAACAGAGUCCACCGGUCCAGACACUGAGCUUGCACACGAAAUGAAAAAAAAGCCUGAUGCGCAUCACGAACAAAAAAAAACAUGUGAUGAACCACCAUUUGGUAUUGAUUGUGCCAGGUUUUCGUCUUUCAGUGCCUUAGUGCGUGUUUCUGCUCUGUGUUUGCGGUUUCUCUCCAGGUUGAGACCACAAGGCGGCAAGUCCUUCGGGGUGGAUUCUAGUUGUAACUCAGAGGUCAAGGUAGCCAAAAUCAUGUGGCUACACCAUGCACAACAGAAUCUGUCAGACGUCAGUGCUGUCGAAAAUUGUAAGAAGCACAGCCCGAAGGACAAGCUGCGGCUCUUCCUCGAUGAGAACCGCCUCAUCAGAUGCAGAGGACGCUUGGAGAACGCCGAACUUUGCUAUCAAGCAAAGUAUCCAGUACUGAUUCCCCAAACGCAUCCCAUCACCCAGCUCAUCAUCAACGAUUGUCACCUGAUGACGAUGCAUGGCGGCGUUGCACACACGCUAUCAAGACUGCGUUACGAGUACUGGUUACCACGAGGGCGUGCAACAGUGAAGUCAUUCAUCACUAAGUGCCUGACUUGCCGGAAGCACCACGGUGGUCCAUACCGCACCCCAGAUAUGGCCCCGCUUCCAUCUGCCCGCGCAACAAGAUCUAUCCCGUUCACCCAUGUGGGACUAGAUUACUUCGGUCCUCUGCUCGUCAAGCACCAGCCAAGUACCAAGAAGGUAUGGGUCCUCCUAGUGACAUGUAUGGCAACUAGAGCUGUCCAUCUAGAACUGGUGGCAGACAUGACCACAGAGGAAUUCCUGCUAGCGUUCCGCAGGUUCGUGUCGUUGCGUGGUUGCCCUGAAGAGGUAGUGUCUGACAACGCGCCACAAUUCAUCCUAGCUAAGUCUGUUCUGGAUGUGGCCUUUGAAGAAAUGGCAACGAGUGAUGAUGUCCUGUCGUACAUGUCGAGGACUGGUGUGAAGUGGCACUAUAACCCACCGAUCUCACCUUGGAUGGGUGGUUUCUACGAGCGUCUCGUUGGAACAGUCAAACGAAGCCUGAAGAAGGUCGUUGGCCGCGCGCUCCUCACUGUGUCGCAACUGACUACCAUUCUCAUGGAAGUGUCAGCAGUCGUCAACUCGCGUCCACUGGUGUACGUGGACAAUGACUUGCAGGAGAUACUCACCCCAAGUCAUUUUCUGUGCCUGUCCGCAACUACUGGUGGCGUGCAACCCACUGCUGAUGACGGCGAUCCGGACCACAUCGAAGUUCCGACUGCAGCUCAGAAUCUUCUCUCUGUCUGGAAGAAGGGUCAACGAACAUUGGACCAGUUCUGGCGUGUCUGGCGAGACGACUACUUGGCUGAUCUCCGCAACAGUCACACUCGGAAGCUCCGACAGGCACGCGUUACCGCUUCAGAACAGCCAGCCGUUGACGAUGUUGUACUAAUAAGGGAUGACAUGCCCCGUGGCUCAUGGCGACUUGGUCGCAUUGUCGCUCUCCAUACAAGCAAGGACAUGGAGAUACGUUCCGCAACCGUCAUCACUGCAGAGAAGACAGAGCUCAAACGACCCCUGUCUCUCCUGUACCCUAUCUGUCCUGCUGCUAACUCCGAGGCUAACAACAACAGCACCGCUCCGGACACACACACCACUGGCCAAGCCGAUCUGCCAGUUCCAGCAGCUGUUGCUCCACCCAGUCGUCCACAACGUGCUGCCGCUAAGAAGCAACGUCAGACGCUUCGCCAAUUAAUUGGCAGCGAACUUGUUUAG